Messenger RNA from Chelonia mydas (Green sea turtle), 903 nucleotides. Its product is annotated as solute carrier family 2, facilitated glucose transporter member 3-like. Gene Ontology annotation, biological process: monosaccharide transmembrane transport. Bases 85 to 903 code for a protein of 272 amino acids. Gene Ontology annotation, molecular function: hexose transmembrane transporter activity. The transcript is spliced from 5 exons. Lineage: Eukaryota; Metazoa; Chordata; Testudines; Cheloniidae. The record is from RefSeq and is a predicted model, not a curated record. Gene Ontology annotation, cellular component: membrane.
UAUUCCCUUCCUCCAUAACCCACCUUGCUAUCUCUUUGGUGUCUCAGAUGCAAUUCCAUCCUGACUGCUAACUCCCUCUCUCUCAUGGCGGUGGCAUUCAUGGGCAUCUCCAAGAUUGCAGGCUCCCUGGAGGCACUGAUUGUGGGGUGCUUCCUCACUGGACUCUUCUGUGGACUCAACAUCACCCUGAUUCCCCUUUAUAUCCAAGAGAUGUCCCCAACCAGGGUCCGUGGGGCCUUCUCCACCAUGAACCAGCUGUCUCAGACAGUGGGCGUCUUCAUUGGGCAGAUCGUGAGCCUGGAGAAUGCAUUGGGCACUAGCCGAUGGUGGCCACUCAUGCUGUCCUUGUCUGCCCUACCAGCCAUCCUCCAGUACCUCACCCUCCCUUUUUGCCCUGAGAGCCCCCGUUACUUUCUCAUCAAUUGCCACGAAGAUGAACUGGCUGCCAGAGAACUCCAGAGGCUCAGAGGUACCCAGGACAUCUUGGAAGAGAUUGAGGAGAUGAAGGAAGAAGCAGCCAACCUUAAGGGAACAGAGGAUGUCACCAUGCUGAGACUAUUCAUUGUCCCCAGCUACAAGCAGCCCAUCCUGAUUGCUCUCAUUCUUACUGCCAGCACCCAGCUGUCAGGGUUCAAUGCUGUAAUCAACUAUUCCACAAAAAUAUUCCGGCUAGCUGGUGUUGCCCAUCCCACACACACUACCAUGGGAAUUGGGGCCAUUAACAUCCUCUUCACAAUAUUCUCUCACCUGGUGGGCCCCUAUGUCUUCCUGCUCUUCACAGGCUUCCUGCUGAUGGCCGUUCUCUACACCUACUUCCAAGUGCCGGAGACCAGGGACCGCACCUUUGAAGAGGAGGCCGCCGAGUUCCGCCAGGCUGAUGCCAUCCUCACCAGCCGCUUUUAG